AUGCUGUUGUUGAACAAGAUUUGCGUGGCCAAUGACGAGGCAGGCGUUGAUCAUGACGAACGUGCGGUUUGCAUAAGGAAGGCUGCCGAACUUGCUGCCAAAGAAGGCCCGGACCAGGUGUGCUUCCGUGGGCAAGCGUUGUUGUGCAUCGCACGGGCGAUGGCGAAGGAAGAGGCCGAGCAGACGCUGCUUGCACUGGAGGAAAGCCUCCAGAGCAUCCUGGCGACAGCGAGGCUUCCAAUGGCAGCAAGGAUGAUGUCCAGCAAGCAGCAGGCAGUCUGGUCGGCAAAAGCACUGGCGGAAGGAAUGGGUCCUCGUUUCGCGGACACGUGCCACCGUGCCCUGCUUUCAGACCAUCGGCCGGAGCCUUUGACGUCUGCGGCGCUGCUGCGUGCGUCGGCACAGCUCCUGCAUGCGGGGCUGAGGCCAAAGUGCAAUGCCUUGACCCGCUGCCUCGCACAGCGUGCAGCGACAGCAGCCGGCCUCGGCGCAGAUCCCGAUGACGACGCUUUUGAGGAGGAGGAGGAGGAGGAGCGCGAGGCGGCUCGGCGGCUGCUUCGGGAGCUCUUCUGCUGUCCGAGGCUUCCUGCAGACACGCUGUCCUCGCUUGUAGAGUUCUCAGCUGGACCUGGGACGAUGGAUGGGGAGAAGGGACUGCACACGGAGCCGGAAGUCCUCGACAACUUGAGGCACGUGAAGCAACUGGAUGCUGCAACAAAGGCUUACAAGCGAUGUGCCUCUCACAUCACUGCCUCAGGUUCCAAGGACAUGGUGCAAAGGCUGCGCGUUUCCACACGCCUUGCGAUGCGAGCACCAGGCGAAGCUUCCAAUCACAGCGAGCUGCUGGUAGGUCUUCUCGGACGCGAGGCUGAUGAACUGUCGCGAGGGGAGACCCUGAAGCAGCUCCGGAGAGUCCUCCCGAUGCUCCAAGGACCUGGAGCUGAGCAGGUGAGGAAGGUCUUUGAUGCGGCAUGGGCAUUCGUCAAACAAGGUGCUUUGGACGGUGACAGGGAAUCUUCCAUCUGUGCCGUCUGGCUUUGUGCAGAUGCGCUGAAAGCACGGCGCGAGAGGUUGGAGCUUGCGCCGACAAGUCCUCCUGUGCCAGAGUGGAGGAUUCCCUGCACCUCCGAGCAGCAGCUGCCUGGUGCGGACCAGAAUGCCUGGAUGCAGGUGCUUGCACGGCUCUGCUCCGACACCCAGGAGCAGGAGCCGCCCAUGAAACGGAGGCGCCUGGAGGAGGCCGAGGCCCCCACACUUCCGGCAACAGAGCUCCGUCGGCUCCUCGUGCCCGGGGCGACGCGGCGCUGGUGUCUGGCAGUGACGACGAUGGCGCUGGAGUACUGCAUACUGCUGGGGGGCUCCGGUGAUGUGCAAGGCAGCCUUGCCUUGCUCUCGGCCAGCGUGUCCUGGCUCCGGUCCAGUUUCCAGGAGUGGGAUCUGGGACGACGUGCACAUCGGGCGAUGGUUCGAUGGUUACGAGGGAGGCUCUCCGACACGCUGAGGAUGCUGCCGGUUGAGGAUGUUGCUGCCAGCCCUUGGGGCGUUGGCCUCUUCCUAACGUGCUGUGCGGCGAUUGCUUUCGUGGGGUUUCUGCUGGCGUUGAUGGAGGAGAGCCCCAAGGCUGGCUACUCCAAUGCUCCCACGUCCCACCUCAUGGAGUGCGCGGACUCCACGGACCUGCUCUUCUCGGACCUCUUCUCGGACGGCACCGGGCUGGGACUCCUGGAGCCAUUGUGGCGGCUCUUCACCCCAGAGGGUGCUUUGUGGACGCUGCUUACAGGCUGGGAUCCUCGAGACCAUGCCUCCUCUCUGGGUCUCACUGGCAUGCUCGAGGCAGUCGCCAGCCUCAUUGCCACAGGCCUCACCCUCUUCAACCAUGCCAUGGCAGCCCUGCUGAGGCUUUUGUGUCCUAGCCGCCGCUCUAAGGCAUCGAAGGGUGAGAAGGAGAAAGCCAGCACAGCACAUGAGAAGAUUCAGAUGACCUUCCUUCAGGAAGCACAUGCCUACUUCGGAUAUGUGCGCCUCUUCGGCCUUGGUCUUAUUCGUGAGUACAUUAUCCGGGCGUGUGCUUUCUUCCUGAAGGAUGAACUCUGUGUCCGGUACAUGCAGCGAGAGAAGUGGAGUGUUGGAUGGACAGAUUUCUAUUUGCAGCACAUGUACAAGCUCUACGUGGAUUGCUUUGCACGACCCAUCGCCUCUGCCCCUGAUGCAGCUGUUGAUGUUGUGAUUAGAGAGCGGGCGGGUGGAGACUUGUUCGGCCCUCUCAAUGACCUGAAGCUCACGAAGAACACUCGCAAGUGCGUGAACCUCUCGUCCUACAACUAUCUUGGCUUUGGCGGUGUCGAUGAGUUCUGCACCCCCGUUGCACGAAAGGCUGUGCGGGAGAUGGGCUGGUCCACCUCGGGAACCCGUACAGAAGGGGGUACCAAGGACAUCCAUCGCCAGCUUGAAGAUGAGGUCGCGGCGUACCUGCAGAAGGAGGAUGCCUUGGUGCUGGGAAUGGGCUUCGCUACAAACUCCACCAUCCUUCCGGCUCUUUUUGAGGCCAAUGCGAACGGCGGUGGCAUUUUGGUCCUCAGUGACGAGCUGAAUCAUCGCUCGAUUGUGGAAGGUGUGCGCCUCUCUGGUGCCACCGUGCGUGCCUUCGCGCACAACGAGAUGACUGCCUUGGAAGGGGAGUUGCAGAAGGCAGUGGAGAAGGGCCAGCCAGGCAGCGGAAAGCCGUGGCGCAAGAUCUUCGUAGUGGUGGAGGGCAUCUACUCAAUGGAAGGAGACUUCUGCCGCUUGCGCGAGAUCGUGACCAUCAAGAACAGGUACGGAGCCUACCUCUACCUGGACGAAGCUCACUCCAUCGGCGCGGUAGGUGCAACGGGACGAGGCGUCACCGAGCUGCUGGGCGUUCCCACCUCCGAGGUGGACAUCAUGAUGGGAACCUUCACGAAGUCCUUCGGGAGUGCCGGAGGCUACGUCGCAGCUUCGAAGGAAGUCAUCGCUGCUCUUCGCCGCGGAGCGCCAGGAAGCGUGUUUGCCGGUGGCAUGGCGCCACCCUGCGCAGCGCAGGCUUUGCAGGCUCUCCGCGUCAUCUCUGGCAAGGAAGGUGGUGACACCGGGGCACGGAAGCUCGCGGCUAUCAAGGAAAACGCCAACUAUUUCCGCGAGGAGCUGGCUCGUCGUGGCUUCAAGGUUCUGGGCGACGUCGAUUCUCCGAUCAUCCCGGUGAUGCUGCACCACCCCUGGAAAAUGGCCGCCUUCUCACGACGCUGCCUGGACCGCGGCAUCGCAGUGGUCGUGGUGGGCAACCCUGCCGUGCCCAUUCUCUACGAACGUGUGCGCUUCUGCAUCUCUGCGGCGCACAGCAUUCCGCAGCUGGCUGAGGCCAUCACGGAAAUCACUGCCGUGGGCCGAGAGCUCGGCGUGCUCUUUGAGUUGGCCACUUCUAAGCAGGAGUUGGAAGCUCGAGCGGUGCAGGAUCAGCAAUACGCUUCCUGGCUCCGCACGGCACCGCUGACCAAGAAGGUCGAUGCCACGCCCGCGGCUAGCUGGCGGCCCGAGGCGCUGUCGCCGGCAGCGCCAGCUGAGGACAGCCUGCUGGCCUCCUUGCAGGAGGCCUGUGCCCGACCGGAGGAGGUCGUGCCAGGUAGCCAGGAGUUCCGGCUUAUGGACCCGCUUGGCUAUGCGGCCUCGCCACUGGAGGCAGCCUUCCAAGCAACGGAGGCAACGAUGGACCACUACGGCUUUGGAGCCUGUGGUCCUCGUGGCUUCUAUGGCGGCUCCCUCCCGCACUUGGAGCUGGAAACGGUGAUUGCCAAACAUCUUGGAUGCGAGUCCGCCAUCGUCUACUCUGCUGGAGUCACCACCGUCUCCAGUGUCAUCCCAGCUUUGGUGCAAACCGGGGACAAAGUCAUUGUGGAUUCUGAGGUGCACCUGGGGUUCCGUGCUGGCCUCCGUCUCUGCAAGGCCGACGUGACUUGGGUUCCACACAACGACCUGUUCUCCAUCGAGCGGGCGCUAGCGGCGAAAUCCACCAGGAGCCUGGAGAAAGGAAAGGACUCCAAGGAGUCCCGGCGGACUUUCAUCAUGGUGGAGGCCAUGAACCAACGCACCGGGCAGCUGGCACCGCUGGCGGAGCUCGUGAAGCUGAAAGAGAGAUAUGGAGCUUUGUUGGUGCUCGACGAGACCCUGUCCUUUGGCUGUUUGGGCGAAACCGGCCGGGGUCUCACGGAGCUCCAAUCGAUCCCUCCGACGCAGGUGGAUGCGAUCAUGGGCUCGCUAGAGCAUGCUGCCGCAGGGGUAGGCGGCUUUUGUGCUGGCCGGCGUGGUCUAGUUGACCACCAGAGGCUCGCAGGAGCAGGCUACUGCUUCUCAGCGUCGUGCCCUCCGUCGGCAUGCUCCGCGGCAAUGGCCACCGUGCACGACCUGGCUUCUGCAGAAGGCAAAAGCCGGCGGGAGCGAUUGAAGGCCGCUGCAGCAAAGCUGCAUCUAACUUUGGCCUCGAUUGCUGAGGACUCUCCAUUGGAACUGCUGAGCAGUUCCGAAUCCUUUGUACAGCAACUUCGGUGGAAGCACGACGACGCAGAACAGCAGCUUAUGCGCCUUAGCCGGGCCCUCGCCCAGGACGGGUUGCGAGCGCAGGUCUGCUCGCCGAGCUUGUGCGGCUCAGAAGGAGCCUUCGAUGCUCGGCUGAAGGCACCGAAUGGCGCAAGGUCCGCAAGCGACAUGACCCGUGCAUAUUUUGCUUCCAAGCGGUGCAAGAAGCGCAUGUCCCUUCUUGCCGUGCUGGACACCCAGAGUGCCCGGAAGGCCAUGGAGCUGCUGGUGCAGGACCAGCCUGUGGAGCUUUCGGCUGUGGGAGACCUGGUUGCUGGCUCAGUGCAGCGUAAAGGGCAAAUUCCGGAGACAAUUUCCAUUCUGGUUCUGGGACUGUCCAUACUGUCCAGCAAAAGAAAUACAUCGCGUGCAUCCCGACUCUGUAUCGAAUUGAGCAACCAUGGGCGCCUACAAGUACCUCGAAGAGAUGUGGCGCAAGAAGCAGUCGGAUGUGAUGCGCUUCUUUGCGCGCCUGCGCAAUUGGGAGUUCCGUCAACUGCCGGCGGUGCACCGCUGCACUCGCCCAACACGCCCGGACAAGGCGCGAAAGAUGGGCUACAAGGCGAGCUUCUGUAUGCCAAGCAAGGCUACUGCAUCUACCGUGUGCGAGUGAAGCGCGGCGACCGCAAGAAGCGGGUUGCCAAGGGUAUCGUGUACGGCAAGCCGGUGAACCAGGGCAUCAACAAGUGGAAGGCAGUCCGGAAUCUGCGCAACAUUGCAGAGGAGCGUGUGGGCCGCAAGUGCGGCAGCUUGCGUGUGCUGAACUCCUACUGGGUAGCCCAGGAUGCGGUGCACAAGUGGUUUGAGGUGGUCAUGGUGGACCCCUUCCACAAGACCGUUCGUGAUGACCCGCGCAUCAACUGGAUCUGCAAGCCAGUGAUGAAGCACCGCGAGCUGCGAGGUCUCACGGCCGCGGGCAAGAAGGCCCGUGGCCUGCUCAAGAAGGGCAAGCGUGCCACCAAGCUGCGCCCCUCCUACCGCGCUGCCUACCGCCGCCACUCCCUUAUGCGCCUGCGCCGCUAUCGCUAG
This is a messenger RNA of Symbiodinium necroappetens, 5616 nucleotides long. The record is from the annotation of a GenBank genome assembly. NCBI's taxonomy places the organism in Eukaryota, Dinophyceae, Suessiales, Symbiodiniaceae.